CCCUGACAAACUUCAUUUUUGACUUUUCCCUUUAUGUUUUCCCCUUGGAGACCGAACCCUACCCACACUGUGACUCGAACCAGUGGCCGCCGCCGACGAUGGCGAGAGCUCCAAUGUAAACCUCUUCAUGGCCGGGCUCGAGUUUAGCUUUUGCCAUAUACACAAUACCGAAUUUAUUCAACUGAAGUUCUUUGAGUUCAGGUCUCUAAUAAAUAGUUUGGUCACUUGGUGGUUAGGGAUAAUAAAAAAUUUUGAAAGAUUCAAGAUGAUUGAACAUGCAAAGAAGAGAUCGAAGGUUCCCUAAUUUUGGACUAUGCAAAGGAGAAUCAAUAGAGUACUUGAACCCGUGGAGCUAAGCGGAAGAUUCAAAAAGAUGUUGAAUCCGUGUUGUUGCCUAUGAAUAAAUCGAUUUUUGGUGGUGGAUUCGAGUUCAUCCCAUCGCCGCCUUUGAUGCUUUAUCAGAAUUUGAAGAGCAAAACCGAAGAAUUAUCAAUGGACGAGCAAAUAAUUGGGCCAAAGGGGUGUGAUGUGUGAACUGUGAAGGAGCUGGGGGCUUCGGUGAAUAUUGAAUAGAGAUGAUAAGGGAGGAGUCUAGAUCAGAUUCUUACAAAGGAGCGCUCUGUGAGGGACAGGGAGAGUAUCAUUUGAGUCUGAACUCCGAAUUGCGGACAAAAAAAUCGUCGGAGCUCUCCUUGUUGCCGUCGAUGGCUGCCAGAGAAUACAGGGGAAAAGCAAAUAGGGUUUACUGCAUCGGUCACUUGAAGGUUUCGGUGGAAGGAGGAAAGCUCUAGAGGAAAUCACUCAAAAAUCUCGCAGUAUGGGUUUGGCUCUGGUUUGUAUCCGGUUGAACCGUCGAAUCCAAGUUAAUGGCGCAUUUGACUGUUAACAUUUGAAUAAUCGACGUGGUCGAAUCCUAUUGGCGGGUUCACUCGUCGAGUGCACCCACGGGUGCACAGAACGCGGACUUUUCGUAAUGCAAUAAUAUUACCCUUUCAAUAGUGUCACUGUUUUUUUGGAUAAAAUAGUUAUUUCACAACUUUACAUGGGGAAUAAGUAUUUUCUUGCCUGAUAAAUAUAUUUACCCACGUAAAUGACUUGCGGAAACGUGAACAAGGCCUAACUAGGCCUAAGUAGGUUGAGUUGAAGAUUCAGUUAUUGAUUCAACUACUUUGAAGCGCUUUCCAUAAGCUAUUUAAAGAAAUUGUAGCGGAUGCUCGCGGGGAAGCAAUCAAGCCAUUCAAAUGACUGACCUACAGCGGAUUUGGGCUCAUCGGAAUUUUUACAAAAGCCAACUGGCAAUAGCUUAUACGCUGUCCUUAUUGGGCCCGGGCUCUGGAAAGCCAGAAGCCGCUGCGCUUCAGCCCUCCCCUCCCAACCGGGCAUUCUAACCUGUGGCUCUAACCGUUUGUAGAGCGUACUUACGAUCUGGUUUCGGACGGAACUUUCAAGUUCCUUCGUCUGCCAUAUAGCGGGUAGUGCACUGUAAGCUAUAAAUAAGGUGAAACAUUGCAAAAAGGCGGGAAAAACGAAGAUGCUCGAAGUUCUUAAUGGCGGGAGCUGAUUCUCAGAAGCAUCUCUUGACAUUCAUUCGCGAUUUUGCCUCGGAAAAGUCCCAUGGAGAACGAAGAUUAGAUGGUCUCAAAAGGAGAAUCCAAGAUCUUCAAUCUGAACUAGGCGCUGCUAACGUAGAGCAUGGAGACACCAAACGCUCCAAAGAAACUACUGAGCAGGAGCUCCAAGGCUAUGAAGUGGAAUUAUCUUUGAAUGAAGCCUCCAUUCAAGCCUUAGAGGCCAGGAUUUCUGCGAUUCAAGAUGAGAUAUCGAAGAUUGGGUAUGACUUGGAAGCUCUUAAGAACGACGAAGAAAUUUCACGAGACAAAUUUAUUACCGAAAUGUUCGAGUUCAAUAAAAAGAUAAGGCAAUUUCAAGAAACAAAUGCUCAUGCUUCUCAUAAAGAAAAAUGCCUUGAGCUUUCAUCAGAUCAUGGCCACAUGCUUGAGGACAGGCAAGCGAUGCUUGAUACAGGAGUUGCUUUAAAAGGUCUUGAGGAUGAGCUUGCACACAUCAUUUCUCAAACUCACAUGGAGGAACAACAGUACCAAGAAGAGCAAACUCUUCAUGAGAAGGUCCAGCCGGAGUUUGUUCAGUCUGAAAGGCAAGUGUUCUUAAUGGAGGAAAUUGUGAAAGAAAUGAAAGAACUUGAGCAUAUCACAAGGCAGAUUUCUGAACUAGAAGAGUCAUGUGCAUCUCUUGGUGAGGAGUUGCAGAGGAGAUUUUUGUGCCCCAGCUGUCAUCUAGAUAAUGCAGGAGCAUUGGGAGGAAUACUUCAGGCAAAUGAGAGAAACUGAUAUCAUUUAUCUUGGCUGCUUAGGUUACAUGGUCUUUAAAUGUUGUUACCUCCCAUUGGAAAAAUUCUCCUGGUAAAGCACAAAGGAAGUGUUGCUGUCAGGGGCUCUACAAAAUCAAACCUAAAGCUUAUUGCUUUGGUUAAUUGAUAUGAUGCCCAGCUAGUUGUUAAAGGCUUCACAGGAUAUUGUAACCAUUUUGAUGGGAUUCUCUCUGUUUAGAAGACGAAAUGCUUUAGAGUUUUGUUAGUUUUGACUGCACAGAGGUAUAUAAUACCUGCGAAGCAGUCAUUUUUAAACCUGUAAAAAUCAGUAUGGUUUCUGUGGGAAAGAAGUUUCUAUUGUAUGUAAUAAAGAUGGCUAGAUCUUCUUAUGUCUUUAUCUGUUUCUUUGCUUUUAGGGAGGUUUGAGAGGGAUACUCCCUCCUGAAGUCUUGAA
This is a messenger RNA of Nelumbo nucifera (sacred lotus), 2783 nucleotides long. NCBI's taxonomy places the organism in Eukaryota, Viridiplantae, Streptophyta, Magnoliopsida, Proteales, Nelumbonaceae. The record is from RefSeq and is a predicted model, not a curated record.